This is a messenger RNA of Lepisosteus oculatus (spotted gar), 5398 nucleotides long. RefSeq names its product dopa decarboxylase (gene ddc). Gene Ontology annotation, cellular component: cytoplasm. Gene Ontology annotation, biological process: catecholamine metabolic process; serotonin biosynthetic process; amino acid metabolic process. Gene Ontology annotation, molecular function: aromatic-L-amino-acid decarboxylase activity; pyridoxal phosphate binding. The record is from RefSeq and is a predicted model, not a curated record. Lineage: Eukaryota; Metazoa; Chordata; Actinopteri; Semionotiformes; Lepisosteidae.
CUCAUUGGCUGUCUGAAGGGGGCACUCAGCAUAUAAGCACAGUCUGUUUCUGUCGUUUCCACUGCUGCAAGUAGAGACUGAUAGGGACGACUGUGUCUUCACCACAAUUUAGAAGAUGGACCCAGCAGAGUUCCGGAGACGAGGCAAGGAGAUGGUUGACAUCAUUAGCGACUAUCUAGAGAACAUCGAACAGAGGCCGGUGUUUCCCGACGUCGAGCCAGGCUACCUGAGAGCGCUGGUUCCUCAAGAGGCCCCGGAAGAGCCGGAGUCCUUCGACGAGAUCGUCAGAGACAUCGAGAGGGUCAUCAUGCCAGGGGUCACCCACUGGCACAGCCCUUAUUUCUUUGCCUAUUUUCCUACUGCCAGUUCGUUUCCUGCCAUGCUUGCUGACAUGCUGUCCGGAGCUAUCGGAUGCAUUGGAUUUUCCUGGGCUGCCAGUCCUGCCUGCACAGAGCUGGAAACGGUCAUGCUGGACUGGCUGGGGAAGAUGCUGAAGUUACCAGAGGAAUUCCUGGCUGGGACAGCUGGUCAAGGUGGGGGUGUGAUACAGGGUACUGCUAGCGAAGCUACUUUGAUUGCUCUGUUAGCUGCACGAACCAGAACAGUCAAAAAGAUCCAAGCGGAGAACCCAGGGACAGACGAAGAGGACAUUCUACCCAAACUGGUGGCCUACGCCUCUGACCAGGCACACUCCUCGGUGGAAAGGGCGGGGCUGAUAGGUGGAGUGAAAAUGAAGAUGAUCCCUUCUGAUGACAAGUUUGCUGCUCGAGGAGAAGCUCUCAGACAGACCAUUGAAGCGGACAAGGCAGCUGGUCUCAUCCCCUUCUAUUUCUGUGCAACUCUUGGAACAACACCAUCGUGUGCAUUUGAUCGCAUCAGCGAACUUGGCCCGAUAUGUAAUUCAGAGAACAUCUGGAUGCAUAUUGAUGCUGCUUAUGCAGGCAGUGCUUUCAUUUGCCCAGAAUUCAGGCAUCUCCUCAAUGGAGUGGAGUUUGCAGAUUCCUUCAACUUUAACCCUCACAAGUGGCUUUUGGUAAACUUUGACUGCUCUGCUAUGUGGGUGAAGAAACGAGCUGAUAUUGUUGGAGCUUUCAAAAUGGAUCCACUAUAUCUGAAACAUGAUCACCAAGAAUCAGGACUUGUCACAGAUUACAGACACUGGCAGAUACCACUGGGCCGAAGAUUUCGGUCUCUGAAAAUGUGGUUUGUGUUCCGUAUGUAUGGGCUCAAAGGACUGCAGCAGUACAUUCGGAAGCAUGUGAGCUUGGCCAAGGAGUUUGAGAGUUUGGUGCGCAGCGACCAGCGAUUCGAGAUCAGCGCGGAGGUCGUCCUGGGGCUUGUAUGCUUUCGACUGAAGGGAUCUAAUGCUUUGAAUGAAAAACUCCUUAAAAGAAUAAAUGAUACCAGGAAGAUCCACCUUGUCCCCUGCCACCUGUCGGGCAGUUUUGUGCUGCGCUUCGCUGUAUGUGCGCGGACCACAGAGUCAAAACACAUCCAGUUCGCCUGGAAGCACAUCGCGGAAAUCGCCUCCCAGCUUCUGCAGGAGCCGCGGCAGUAGGGGCGGAGGCAGAUAGCGACACACCUCGACGACUCUCGCUUUCAUCAAAUGCAGGCGGGCACCGACGCAUAGCCGAGGCCUGGUUCAUUUCGAAACCCCCUGUCUAAAACACAAGCGCAGGCACUUCAACAUCCAUCUCUUUCACGUGGAGCCGCAGAAGGACGCUGAAAGUCGUGUUUUGCUUUUUGCGGAAGGUAAAAUAAAGACUGAAUUUGCACCGUUGAUGUUCUGAAACAAGUUUGCGACUGUGUGCCAUACGAUUGAACUAACUCCCUAAUAUUAGCCCUACGGCGAAUGAAAUGGCUUUGAUGUUUUUAACUUAAUCCCUGGUUAGACUCACACUUUUAAAAAAAAAGGUGUUUAGUCCAGUCUAAUCAUCUUUCUUAGACGAGACGUUUAAAACUUGAGAGCUUUAAGAUUAAGAUGAGCUCUGAAUAAUAAUUCUCAUUCACAAUCCAUAAGUGGAAAUGCGUGUGUGUGGUUAACAGGCCUCUCUCCUGUGUUGUGCUCGAUAUCAGACCAAGCCCGCUUUUCUCCUGCAUACUGUAGUCGCGUCUGCACUACCUCCAUGCUCACCCUGCACUAAUGACUACUGACAGUGCAGAAACACCCCAAAGCCUUAAGGCAGGUUGUACGUUGUGUGUUUCUCUGUGCGCUUAGGCUUAAUACUGCUGUUCAUCCAGGCUGCUUCAAAUCCUUUCCAAAGGGUGGUCAGGGAGCUAAAAAUAUAGCAAGGGAUUUUGUGUGAGGGCAACUGGAAAAGGUUUGUCCAUAGGUUUUGGAUGAGUACACUUUAUGUCCUGUAUAGUAUAAUAAGGGAUCUGCAUCCUGAUGCUUGAACUCAAACUGAAAUGUGAAACAAGAAAUAAAGAUGAUUGUCUGCAUUUCCUUUCAUGGCUCAGGAACUUUCUGAAUGACUGGUUUUGAAUCAAGAUUUAAGGAAGAUAUCGCACUAAAUAUUAGUUGGUCAACUGCUGUGUCAUCACCCUGCAGUCUGAUCUCUGAUUUAAGAGGCUAGACAGGGCUGGAGGGGAGACCUGAGCACAGCUCUGUUAUGGGGAUCAGUCUUGGCCAGUCUUGCCUCUGCACCUCAUGUCCUGACCUGCUGGUCUGCUUGUGCAGCAUCGUGGCGAGUGCUGUAUUUCGCUGAAGGACAAAGCGAAUGGUGCGACAGAUGCUAUGUGAGGCACGUAAUGCAGGCAAAGGAUUUUAAAACGCAGAGUCUGUUAUCCUGUGCAUUUUGUUCUCAACAGCUUGCAAUAUUUCUUACAAUCUCCUCUGUAGGAUCAUAUUACACAGUAAGAAAAAAAACGAUCAUGUUUUGUAUCAAACAGUGAUAAUUUAAUGUGUCAUCGCCACAUAGUAGGUUAGUAUUGUAGUGCCCUCGGAUUAAUCUUUUCUCUCAGAAACCUUGAAAUGUACAAGGAUAAAGCCGAUUGUAUUUGCGACACGUGACUGCAUUAGAAUGUAAAGCUUUUUUAGAAACAUUGUUCUUCCCCCCAUCUACAGUAGUAGGAUUUUAUGUAAGAAAAGUUACAAAUGACAGGAGGACAUUCCAAUCUCCUUCCUUACAUUGUUCCAUACAGCUGUUUUGAAGGCACAUCCAUGUCAUUUCUACUUAUGUUACGUUUCAGAGCUGAUUCUGAAGAAGUCCAAGGCGUUUGACACCUGGGAUCAGGUCUCCUGCUUCUCUUCUCUGUUCAGGACUAAAAACUUUCAGUUAUUUUAGCAUUUCAGUGUAGGGCAUUCCUCUAAGCAUUGUAAUGUAUCUAGUUGCAUUCUUGUAGCUAUGUUUUCCUAAUUAUAUAUUUCUUCCAGCACCUGCAGGAAAAAUGUUCAGCUAGCCUUUUAAAAGUUCUGUUCUUUCCUGUGUAUUUCCUUUCCGAUUGUCAUUGUGCCUUUGUCUCUUUAAUUAGAUAUGCAUUACUGUUGUAUGCUGAUUAACGUAUGAGGCAAUGUCUUUAAACAUUUGCUGUUUUUGAUACGAAACCAUCGUUGUUAGUGCUGUGCCUCUGUUUUGUGUUGAGCCCAGCAGUUUCAAAUAAAAGCCACCAGAUGUCGCUAUAACCAAAUCAAAAGGAAACAAUCUGAAAACUUACUACACCUAGUGGUCAGAAUGUUAAACCCAGUGUAGUGUGGAGAUGUGUCAGUGGCUGUUGGCUGCUAAAGAACGAGUAAAGGUUAAUUACACCCUGAAAAGUAAUAAGAUGAAACAAUGUUUUGGCUCUUGAGCCUUGCUUGACACCUAAAGAAGGCUCAGCAGCCACACACGUCUGGUACUGUAUUGUGUUAGUAUUGGAUUGGCCAGAUGUUUAAGGGUUCAGAUAGCUUCACAAUGUCAGAUUAGUUUUGAGUAUCUGCAUCAUAUGGCUCAUGGAGAUCUAGCUGAUAUGUUAUCUGUUUAAGUUCCCACCACACAGCCCUCUCUCAGCUGAUUCUACUUUGCGAAGUGUUCCCACUGUCCACCUGGGCUUCCAUUGCUAUGUCCCAAAGGUCUAAAACAAAUUUAAAAAGACAUCAGGUGCUCAACCAUAUUACAAUCAAGCCUGAAAACUUCAUUUUUCCCCUCAAAGGAUCUCAAAAUACCUUACGUAUAGGAGGGAAAUCGCUUCAUUCACUACCGGUGAGUACCCUGCUGACACUUAUUAUGCCGUUAGUUACAUAUAAAUAAAAGAACCAUGUCCAUAGACAUUACAUGGCAUUCCAAUAUUCAGUUGAAAAUGCCAUAUAUUAUAGGUUGGUUAAAUUCUUGUUUUAAUGUGUUUUGCGCAACGCAGAACAGUGCUGUACUUGGUGGAGAAGGUUUGACUGCAGAGUAACAGAGGUCUCCUACAUCUGAGGGACCCAUUUUUAAAGUGGGGUAAAAAAGUGAGUUAAAGAAAAAUGAGGUUUCUGCAGCACAAGGUCUUGUCAAACCAGUAGGUGGCGCCCUUCCCUCUGGACCAGAAUUUACAAACCAAGAACCUGUACAGUGACCUGGGACUGUGUUGUAGGAGUUGCAGACCUGCAGCACCCCUGUCAGACUAAAGUCCAGAUCUGGUUAUCAAAGAUCUCCAUGGCUCUUAUUAACCGCAGUGUCCUGUCUCAAUUCCACCCUGAGCUUGCACUUGGACUACCAAGAGUUUCUCCUUAAUUCAACUGGUGAAGCAAUUUCCUACUUUUCUGCUGGGACUGUGCUGGUAUAAUAACAAGGGUAAAUUAUCCAGUGGAUGCUGCACUUCCCCACAAGAACUUUCAAGGAAUAUUAAUUAUUAUAAUAAGAACAUAAUCCAAGAGGCACAGCCUUAGGAAUGUUGGAUUACUACAAUAUCCUUACCAUUAAAUAAUUAUUUGAUGUGUGUGCUUAUAAUCCAUUCUUCAGCAGUCACAAAGGGCCUCAAACCUCCCUCCACUGAGCUGAGGAUGGAUUUGAUAAGUCACUAAGCAGGCCAUGCUGAUUUUUGAAGUGUUUUUAAAGAUUUCAAUUAUUCAAAAUAUUAACACCUCUUUAAAUAUUUUGAAGUGUUCUUAAAAUGUUUACCUGACAGUGGUGAUUUUAUUUAAAACAUUAACCUUAGUUACUAUACAGAUUCCUGAUACGCAAUUCAUGUUAAAAAGUUAAUGUUGUCUUGGGCUAUGUAAAACACUGCUGUCCAGUUUGUUUAAUACAUUAUACCCCUUAAUAGUCUGGUGGGACAUGUAUUCUUGGAGGUGUGAUAGAUGUUAAUCACAUUUUUCAAAGGUUCUAGUUAUAAAUGUUAACCAUAAUAUUCUGUAUUUUGAAAAUAUAAAAGAUGUCCUUUGCUUAUAGAUUUAGCAAAUUUAAUGUUUGCAGAGAAAUUAAAUAUUUGUUAAAACGUC